Molecule: messenger RNA, 2645 nt
Organism: Nymphaea colorata (pocket water lily)
Lineage: Eukaryota; Viridiplantae; Streptophyta; Magnoliopsida; Nymphaeales; Nymphaeaceae
Product: CSC1-like protein At1g32090
Exons: 11
Coding region: 190-2544 (784 amino acids)
Cellular component (GO): plasma membrane
Molecular function (GO): calcium-activated cation channel activity
Source: RefSeq, a predicted model, not a curated record
CAUACUAUCAGAUUCAGUUGCCUGUCUCCUCUGAUGCCAAAAUCUGAUGAUAACCAUCUUAUCUUUCAGUCCUGCUGCAACCCUCUUUCAACUUGUUCUCACUAGAAAAGUGGCUUCUUUUAUACUUCUUUCUUGUUCCAACUCCUAUUUAGUUUAUUAAGAGUAUUAAUCGUGUGAAACCGUGAGAAAAUGACGACAAUGCAAGAUCUUGCAGUUCCUGCUGUCAUAAACAUUCUGGUCACCUUUGCAUCCUUGCUAGCAUUUGCCCUUCUCAGAAGCCAGCCCAUCAAUGACAGAGUAUAUUUACCAAAGUCGUAUAUAAAUGGCAGAAGGAGGAGCACCAGGAGUUCGGAGGGCUUGGGGCCUAAACUUGUAAAUCUGAAGCUUACAACAUUCGUGAAGUUCUUGAAUUCGAUUCCUGAAGCACUUGAGAAGGAGAAAGAAGAUAUAAUUAAGCAUGACGGUGUAGACUCAGCAGCUUACCUCCGGCUUUACCUUCUCGGAUUGAAGAUGUUUGUGCCAAUUGCCUUUGUUGCCAUCCUAGUCCUUGUACCCGUCAAUGUAUGUGGCUCAACUAUUUCUUUCUUGGGGAAGAAUGCACUGCAAAAUGACAUUGAUAAAUUAUCAAUAUCAAAUGUCAGUCCUGGAUCUCAGAAGUUCUGGUUUCAUGUUGGUGCGGCUUAUAUAUUCACUUUAUGGACCUGCUUCCUACUCUACCAGGAAUAUAGUUCAAUUGCCCAAACGAGAUCACAAUUUUUGACUUCAAAAGAACGCCGUGCUGAACCAUUCACUGUAAUUGUCAGAAACGUGCCUUCUGGUUCUGAGUCCUCUACAAAAGAAGUGCACCGUUUUUUCCUGAAACACUAUCGUAGUCACUAUCGUGAGCAUCAGGUAGCUUACAAUGUAAAUAAAUUAAUCAAGCUUGUGGAAGAAAGGAAGAGCCAUAACAAUUGGCUAGAUUAUUGUCAGCGUAUUGAAAGGACUUCUGGAGCCCAACCUACAUGCAGGACAGGAUUUCUUGGCCUUUUUGGCAGGAGAGUGGGUUCAAUUGAUUACCAUAAGCAAAAAAUUGACGUCCUUCGCAACAAGAUAUAUAUGGAAAACCAAAAGGUUCGAAAUGAUCCAAAGGCUACCUUACCUGUAGCUUUUGUUUCCUUUAAUUCACGACUGGGUGCAGCACUGUGUGCUCAGACACACUCGUUAACUGACUUGGUGGCUGACGAACGUGAUGUAUACUGGCAGAAUUUGACUAUACCAUUUGUCUCUCUGAUCAUCAGAAGACUAGUCAUAGAAGUAUCUAAAGUUGCAUUGAUGGUCUUUUAUAUGAUACCUAUAGUCUUUGCGCAAUCACUCGCAAAUCUUGAUGGUUUAGCCAAAAUUUCACCCUUCCUCACGCCAGUCAAUGAACCGAAGGUGAUCAAAUCAUUGCUUCAGGGCUUCCUUCCUGGAUUAGCACUAAAGAUUUUCUUAUUUUUCCUCCCUACAAUCUUGACAGCAAUGUCUAUAGCUGAAGGCCAUGUGUUAUUGUCAAAGAUAGAUAUGAUCGCAGCAGACAAACAUUAUUCUUUCAUGUUGGUGAAUGUAUUCUUAGGAAGCAUAGUUUCUGGAACAGUUUUUCAACAGCUUAGUUCAUUUCCGCAUCAACCGCCGAGCGAGAUAGCAAAAACCAUUGGAGUAUCAGUUCCAACGAAGGCAACGUUUUUCAUAACAUACAUAAUGCUUGAUGGUUGGUCUGCCGUUGCUACUGUACUUCUUCGAACAAAGUCGCUGGCCUUAUACCAUCUAAGAACUGAGAAAGAUAGAGAACAAGCAAUGGAACAAGAGAACAUUGGGAUUCCAGAGAAUCUCCCAAGGCUUCAUCUAUAUUUUCUUCUUGGACUUGUCUAUGCAGUUGUCUCCCCAAUCCUUCUGCCUUUUGUCAUCAUUUUCUUUGGCUUGGGAUUCCUUGUCUAUCGCCAUCAGAUUAUCAAUGUCUAUGAUCCACAGUACGACAGCAUAGCAGCAUUUUGGCCACAUGUGCACGAGAGCAUUAUGACAAGCUUGAUUACAUCACACUUCCACCUGAUCAUUCUUCUCAGCACAAAGAAAGCUCCGUCUACUCCCCUGCUAACCAUUCUACUUAUGCUGACGAUCGGGUUCCGUAACUACUGUAGGAAAAUAUUCGAGCCGACAUUCUCGAAGCACCCAGUGGAGGAAACAAAGACAACGGACACGGACGAGCCUGAAGCAGAGGCCAAGCUUAAAGCAGCGGCAAAGGGCACGGUCGAGCUUGAAGCAGAGCCAGUCCUGAAACUGAGACCCUGGUUGGAUGGUGCUUACUUGCAUCCAAUUUUCCGAGUUGUUGAUGAUUUGAUGAAAAGGGAAGCAAGCAGUCUGAGAAGAGAAGAUUCAGACUCACCUGUAUCGGCACCUAUCACCGGAGCUGCCCACGAUUUGGGCCACCAGAGGGAUGCAAGCGGUCGGAGGGCAGACUGUUCUCCAUCGCCAUCGAUCAGCGAACUCAGCUCUCCUUCACCACAAUAUUAUAAGUUCGGAUACGUAUGAGAGAGGAGUUGAGAUCAUUUGCAUGGCUCCAGUGUUUUAGGGAGACACAGUAUAGAAGGAAGGUCUCCCUCAAUCUUGCUUUGUUCAGUUGGGUUGCUUAU